UGAGUGAGGAAGUGUUUUUGGUGACUUGGACUUCAUCUAGUGUUGAGUCAACAGUCUCAGUCGAGCUGCAGCAGGACGGAAGAGUCUUUAAGUAAUACAGCAAUGUGGACCUUUAAUGGAUACUGUCUUUACAUCUUUGUCAUACUAAUCUUUGGGAAUCUCCAGGGUGUGUGUGUUGUUUUGGCCGACACAGUGAUGGUGCUCAAAGCUGGGAGCUCCCUGGAUCUUCCAUUAAAAUAUCCAGUCGAAUCAGGGUUAUUAGUUCAGUGGGCCUUCAAUAAGAGCGCUUUUGCCGAAUACAGUGCAGACCAAAAUUACACAUUUCUGGACUCACAGUUCACUGGACGGUUAAAGGGGGAUGAUGAUAAAGUUGGAGUAACUGUACAAGAUCUUCGACCUCAAGACUCUGGAACCUUUGUGGUGACUGCAAAUAGCAUUAAUACACAGUAUCCAACACAGAUAUUUAAAGUUUAUAUUCAGAGUCCUAUAACAGCUGUGCAGAUUGAGAAGUCUCAAACAUGGCUGACAUCCACAAACAGUUGUGAAGUUGUUGUGAAGUGUGCAGCACCCGGAGCUGAGAGGGUCUCCUACUCAUGGAGCGGCUAUCAGAUUGCAAGUGAAGCUCAGCUGCAGUUCAGUCUCUCACCAGCAGAAGGAGCUGUUACACUGAACUGUACUGCAGCUAACAGCAUCAGCUACGGUUCUGCUACAGAGACACUGAGCUGUGAGCAGAACAAAACAAGUGCCAUACAACAGUAUGUGUGGAUUGCAGUAGCAGGAGGAGCUCUUCUUUUACUCUUGAUUUUGGUUGUUGCACUGAUUUGUUGCUGGAGAUCCCGCAAAAAUAGCAGCACUCUUGAAGUUGGUAAUACACUGUAUGCUGAUGUCAAUGCAGGACCCACUGCACACAAAGAUAAGCGAUCUGACAGCUUUGUAAAUGGAAUGACAGUUUAUGAAACUGUGGAUGAUCUCAGAGUGAACCCGGAAAUGACUAUUUAUGCUAAAGUGACACUUCCCCAACAGACAAAGGUCAGCGCUACUUCAUCCUCACCUUAUCAGAAAGUUCUUUAAAAUGUAAAGACAUUAAGAAACCUUACUUUCCUCUUUUUGUAUGUUUUCCUCCCAUUUUUGCACAAAUCCUGUUUUUUGUGCACCUCCAGUUAUGCACGUCAAUUAUUCUCCCCUCUGCACUUCGAUCACACCCAUAGCACUUAACUGCAGAAUGGAGGUGGUCUCAUGAAAGAGGCGUGAUUUAUUUAAAAUUGAGCCACAUUUUGGCUUUCAGGAAAAUGUGGAAUGUGGGCUUCCGCAUUGACCAUAUGAAUGUCACUGAAAUCCAUUAAAGUCAUAAACUAGACUUUGAUUUUGACAAUGAAUGCAAAAGGAGGGCUUAGCAUUCACAUGGUAAAUGCAGAAGUCCACAGUCCAUGUUUUCCAGACAGCUGAAAUGCACAAGGUUGGGACUCAGUCUAUUUCUAUUUUAAAUACAUCACAUCUCUUUCAUGAGGUUGCCUUCAUUCUGAAGUUAAGCCCUUUGGGUGUGAUCAGAGAAUGUAGGGGAGAAUGCACAUAACUGAAAUGUGCACAAGUGGAAGCACGCAAAAAAGGACUUAUGUGUGAAUGGGACACUUGUGUCCAUAGAGAGUGUGUUUAAUGUCAUGCUAAUUCUUGGACUUGGCCCUUUGGACUAUGUUCAUAUACCAGUUUUGUUGUUGUUUUUAAGACUUAGAAAUAUUUUUUUUCUAUAGUUUGGUGUGACAUGAGUGCAUAUGACUAUUUUUGCCUUGCUAAUGCCUAUGUAAAAUGUCAAAUUGUAUAUAUUGUAACUAUAUGGAUUUUUGUCUUAACUGAUGUAACCAUUUUUUUUUUUAUUCAAGUGAUUGAAUAGUCCAUGGUUAGCAUUGCUUUAUUUUUAUCUAUAUUACAGAAAUAAUCUUAAUCAUAAUAUCAUAAUGUUACACAAUAACUAUGGAUUGUUAAAUCUGUACAGUAUUCUUCAUUUAGUUUAAAGUAUUUUUGCAAGCAUUUUUAUGGGGUUGGGAUGGGGGACAAGCUGAUGUCAGUCUUGAUAAUUUAUGUCGACGUUUCCAUAGAUCCGAAAUAUAACGUUUUUAAUUAUUUACAAUAAAAGAAGCACAAUAAACAAACAAUGAAAUAUAAA
Neoarius graeffei (lesser salmon catfish) is the source of this 2161-nucleotide messenger RNA. Its product is annotated as CD48 antigen-like. Lineage: Eukaryota; Metazoa; Chordata; Actinopteri; Siluriformes; Ariidae. The coding region runs from base 103 to 1071 and encodes 322 amino acids. The transcript is spliced from 7 exons. The record is from RefSeq and is a predicted model, not a curated record.